UAUAGUCAAUUCUAGCUCUAGAGCAUUCCAAAACAAGAAUUCAUUAUUGAUGCGUGAUCCAGUGUCAGAUCUGAAAAUGACGGACACUAAAAACGAUAAAACGAAAGUAGAUCUGGGAUUAUUAGAGGAAGACGAUGAGUUUGAAGAGUUUCCUGCGGAAGAUUGGACUGCGGUAGACGAAGACAAUGAAGAUAUUAGCGUUUGGGAAGAUAAUUGGGACGACGACGAUGUAGAAGAUGAUUUUAAUCAACAAUUAAGGGCACAAUUAGAGAAACAAAAGGCUCAGAAUGAACAGGGGAAGGAAAAUUAACAAACUUAUUAAAUUAUGAAUCAGAUGUGUUUAAUCAUAAGAAUAAAUAUGCAUUAGAUUAUUACAACUUUGUAUACAUUUAAAUUUCAUAUGUAUCGAUAGACUUUUAUUAAUUGUGAAAUAUAAUAGUUUUUCAUAAA
Colletes gigas is the source of this 450-nucleotide messenger RNA. RefSeq names its product 26S proteasome complex subunit SEM1 (gene Sem1). The coding region runs from base 50 to 310 and encodes 86 amino acids. The record is from RefSeq and is a predicted model, not a curated record. The transcript is spliced from 3 exons. Gene Ontology annotation, cellular component: proteasome complex; proteasome regulatory particle, lid subcomplex. NCBI's taxonomy places the organism in Eukaryota, Metazoa, Arthropoda, Insecta, Hymenoptera, Colletidae. Gene Ontology annotation, biological process: proteasome assembly; double-strand break repair via homologous recombination; mRNA export from nucleus.